Molecule: messenger RNA, 1386 nt
Organism: Trypanosoma rangeli
Lineage: Eukaryota; Euglenozoa; Kinetoplastea; Trypanosomatida; Trypanosomatidae
Exons: 1
Coding region: 1-1386 (461 amino acids)
Source: RefSeq, a predicted model, not a curated record
AUGUAUUUGAUUUCCUGCAAACAGUCUCUCAUUCCUCCCCCUUCUCUGCAGCCGCGGCCGCGGCCGCUUGCAGCGAUGGUUCGUGAUGGCGACGAGCCACGGAGUACAGAAGCCCUUCUCACGGAGCUGCAGCGCCUCCGCAGCGAUCCGGUGCUCCAGCCGUACAUGGGCGGCCGCAGCGCACGACCGCCCAUGCUGAAGGAGGCGGCGGCGAAGGAGGGAACCUCCUUGGGACGUGAUGGUGCAGAAUCCCUUGUGGAUUUUCAGACACGCUUGAGCCGCGAGGAGGAAAACCGCCUUCGGAACUCACUCAAGGCCCAGAGAGCGUUUCAGCAGGCACUACAGUCAUUAGAGGCCCGCCGCACACUGCCGGAGCAGCGCCCAGAAGGGCGCACCGUAGUAGAGCCUUCUUCUUCUUACCCCGAUGCUGUUGCAGGGCACGGUGCGCCCUCGUUUGAGCCGCACACCGAGGCGGUGGUGAGGGGAAUGACGGCGGCGGCUAGAAUGCAGGACACCGUCGCGACGAUGCAGGAGAAGCUGUUGUUGCGAGAUCGCACGAUUCAACGGUUGCAGACUGAACUAGACGAAACACGAACCAUGUACGAAUCUGACAUUGCUCGCAUGCAGGCGGCCCACGCGCAGUGGAGGCAAGAGUCAGAGCGGGAGACGGCGGCACUGAAGAUGCAGCUGGCACAAGUGGCUCCCGCAGGGAAUUCAACUGUCAACACAACGCCAGACGCGGGAGAGUUUCUGGAGGCGCUCAACUUUAAAGAACGCCUGCUGGACGAGAUGCAGGACGCCUUUCAGCGUGCAUCACAGGAGUGGAAGAACGACACCGCGCGCACUGUUGCGGGAAUUCGCCGGACAGUCGAGGAAGAGGUACGCAGUGUUGUUCAUAAAGCCGAGAGUCUCGUUGAAGAGCUGCAAACGGCACUGAGCACACUGGCCGCCUCUCGCCUUGGCACCACUUCGUCCCUCACUGCGGAGGCGGUAGGGCGUUUGUUGCAGGAGGAGGCCAUGUUGCUUUCGUCGUGGGAGGCAAAACUCCGUGAACAUGUGCGCACGACGGUGAAACGUGCCGUGCGGGGCCGCGUGAAGGACAUUCUUCGGCCGUUUGUGGAGCGGGAGCUGCAGGGCCAUCGGGUGCUCGGCAUGCCACUCCACCCUAGCCCGGUCCAUGCCGCCCCCACAGUGGAAGCGGCAGGAGUAGCCUCAUCGCCACCCGUCUUGGCAUUAUCACCGUCACCGUCACCGGAUGCAGUGCGCUACGGGGCGGUGCCGGCGCUGGAGGCUGUGGCGGUGGUGCGUGGCGUUACCGCGCGGACCCAAAAUGGUGUGUCUGACGGCCCUGGACGGCCGAUGUGGUUGAAGCGUUUCUGCUACUGA